Messenger RNA from Jatropha curcas, 1509 nucleotides. RefSeq names its product WRKY DNA-binding protein 40 (gene WRKY40). Gene Ontology annotation, biological process: regulation of DNA-templated transcription. Gene Ontology annotation, molecular function: DNA-binding transcription factor activity; sequence-specific DNA binding. The record is from RefSeq and is a predicted model, not a curated record. NCBI's taxonomy places the organism in Eukaryota, Viridiplantae, Streptophyta, Magnoliopsida, Malpighiales, Euphorbiaceae.
ACUCUCUCUAUAUAUCCCAAUCCAUUUACAAGCCAUUUGCAAAAAUGCUCUUAUCUGUCUCUCUCUUGCUCCUACACUCACUUUCCAUCUGGUUUCUUCAAAACGAGUAGAGCUUUGAACUCUAUAUCCUUUCUUGAUUUGGGUUCUUGCUAUAAAUAUCGUUCAAGACCUGGUUUCUUGCUUAAGAUUUAUCAAGAUUAGGGUUUUUCUUGCCACAAUAUUCAUCAAGACAAGAGAAGGUUCUUUUUUUCUUUAUCUGGGUUGUCUUGAAAAUUAAGGAAGACUAGCUAUGGAUUAUAGUUCCUCAUGGGUAGACACUUCUCUAGAUCUUAACAUCAAUCCUAGACCUAUUAAUGAAGAAGCUCGAGCUCAAUUUCAAGAAAGAUUAGGAAUGUUGAAAGAAGUUCAGAACAAUAAUUUUAAGGAGUUGGGCAAGAAAAUUUCAGUGAAAGAAGAGGCUGGAGAUUUGGUGGAGGAAUUGAACAGAGUGUGUGCAGAGAAUAAGAAGCUGACAGAAACGCUCACAGUGAUGUGUGAAAAUUACAAUUCUUUGAGAAAUCAGUUAAUGGAAUAUGUGAGCAAGAAUCGAAGCGACAAAGAGCUUAGUCCAUCAAGAAAAAGAAAAUCUGAAAGUAGCAACAAUAAUAACGAUAAUAAUACUGUUGUAAUGAAUGGGAACUCUGAAAGUAGCUCAACAGAUGAAGAAUCUUGCAAAAAACAAGCAAGAGAAGAAGUUAUUAAAGCAAAGAUUUCAAGGGUUUAUGUGAGGACAGAAGCAUCUGAUAAAAGCCUCAUUGUGAAAGAUGGAUAUCAAUGGAGGAAGUAUGGCCAAAAGGUUACAAGAGAUAAUCCUUCUCCAAGAGCUUACUUCAAAUGCUCUUUUGCUCCUAGCUGCCCUGUAAAAAAGAAGGUUCAAAGAAGCAUUGAAGAUCAAUCAGUUUUGGUGGCAACUUAUGAAGGAGAGCAUAACCAUCCACAUCCAUCACAAACGGAGGCAACAUCAGGGGCAAGCUGCAGGAAUCUAACCCUUGGUUCAGUACCUUGCUCGGCCUCUCUUGGCUCAUCUGGACCAACCAUUACUCUUGACCUCACAAAGUCCAAGCCUGAAGCAAGAAAUUCAAAACAAAGAACUGAAACACCUGAAGUGAGGAAAUUCUUGGUUGAACAAAUGGCCUCUUCUUUGACAAAAGAUCCCAAUUUCACAGCAGCAUUAGCAGCAGCAAUUUCAGGAAGAAUGUUUCAGCAGAAUCAAACAGAAAAAUGGUGAAGCGAACAGGAAAAUAGUAUCAGUUUCUAUCUUAGAUAAAUUAUUAUACAGUUUUCAGGUUAUUUACCAAUAUUGUAAGCUCUAUAUAUUAAUUAGAACAUUUUGAAUUUUGGGAUGUACUUUGUACAUAGAAAAUUAGAAACAAAUGGGGAAAUUUAUAAAGAAAUGUUCUUUCCAAUGCGAUCCUUAGUUUACAACUGUAUUGUUGUUGGAAUAUGAUUACAUGAAACUUCCAACCUCAA